Poecilia latipinna (sailfin molly) is the source of this 971-nucleotide messenger RNA. RefSeq names its product sterol carrier protein 2b (gene scp2b). The coding region runs from base 147 to 566 and encodes 139 amino acids. Gene Ontology annotation, cellular component: cytosol. The transcript is spliced from 4 exons. Lineage: Eukaryota; Metazoa; Chordata; Actinopteri; Cyprinodontiformes; Poeciliidae. The record is from RefSeq and is a predicted model, not a curated record.
AUUCAUGUCUAUGACAAAAGACAGGAAGAAACCCGGAAGUGCUGCAGUUAGCUAACAUCAGCAGGAGAAAGGAGAAAGUACAACAGUAGAUCUGCUUGUUUGUUUUAGCAGAAGCACUGUUUUCGUUCCGUACUCCUUACAGCAGAAUGCCUGAAAUUCACACACCAAGGAUUCGAGCCGUUCGAACCAGUGCUGGUACCGGACUGGAGGGCUUCAAGGCCCACGCUGUGUUCCAGGAGAUCAACAAGAAGCUGCAGGAGGAAGGGGAGCAGUUUGUGAAGAAAAUCGGAGGAGUUUUCGCCUUCAAAGUGAAAGACGGCCCAAAUGGACAGGAAGCCACUUGGAUCGUGGAUGUGAAGAACGGCAGUGGCUGCGUUCACAACGACGCAGACAAGAAAGCAGAUUGCACCAUCGCCAUGUCCGACACGGACUUGUUGGCCUUGAUGACCGGGAAAAUGAACCCACAGACGGUGAGUAUACAAACCAUAUCGUAUCCUAUAAGACAUCUCACCAGAGGAGAAGCCUGUUGUUUUUUUUAUUUUUAUUUUCUUUUUUUUCCCUACUGAGAGAUGGAAAUGUGGGAAGCGUAGAGAAAGACAGCAGGCACUUGAAGAUUGCAAGCAUUCCAGCUCAUUAAAUCGCAUCAUUGUUAUGAAAUAUGUUUAGCUGCUUCUGGAACUGAUGAAAGUAGCGGCGGCAAGGAUGAUCUCGGAAUUACUGUGAACAUUCUAAAAGUGUGUUUGAAAAAAAGAAACAACAAACAAAAAAAAAGAAACCAGCAGCCUUUUUUCAAUCUGACCGUCCAUACCCUCAUCCUGCGACGAGAUGAUGACCUCCAGGACGCAGCCUGUGUAAACACGACUUUUAUCAGUGUCAAACAGCAAGUGCUGUUCACCGAGGAGGAAAGCUGCCGGAGCAGAACCAAGGAACCUUCAAUCGCAGACUUAUUUGAAAAAAAAUAUAGAAAAAAG